ACUCUUGUCGCGCAACCGCCUCGAUUAGUCGAGCCUGACCCAUCAUGGCGGCGUCCGUGUGACUCGAACUGUACCUUGAAACGGACGGUGGUCGUGGCGCGGGCCCCGUGGGGGUUGGAAGUCACCAUGCUGAGGGCUACGUGGAGGGCACUGAGUUCAUUUGGAUCCCGGGCAGCGACCCAGGCCCCAGUCUUUGGCCUCCCAGGCAAAAGGAGUGUCAGGCUUCCCUCAGGCCAGUGGGGCCUGCAGCCUCAAAGUGAGGAGUCGAGAAACGGGUCGGGAAAUGGGGUUCGGCGGAGAUCAAGGAUAGCCAGGCACCGGGAUAGGGAAGAAGAGCAUCGGCAGGCUACGGGAGAAAUAAUGGUGGUUGGAGAAGUGGGACAAGGUCUUCUACAGGCUGCUCGUGGAUAUGCCAUCCAGAAACCAGUCCAGCCCAGCCACAACAGUGACCCACCCUCUUCCACGCUGCUCAAGGACUACAAGAACAUUCCUGGAAUUGAGAAGGUUGACGAUGUUGUGAAAAGACUCUUGUCUUUGGAAAUGGCCAGCCGGAAAGAGAUGCUAAAAAUCAAGCAAGAAUUGCUGAUGAACAAGGUCAUGGCAAACCCUGAGGACACCAAAUCUCUGGAAACUCGAAUUGUUGCCCUGACCGUCAAGAUCCGCAAUUAUGAAGAACAUAUGCAGAAACAUCGAAAGGACAAAACCCACAAACGCUAUCUGCUGAUGAGCAUUGAUCAGAGGAAGAAGAUGCUCAAAAAUCUCCGGAAGAUCAACUAUGAUGCCUUUGAGAAGAUAUGCAGAGAGCUGGAGAUUGAGUAUACCUUCCCCCCUCUGUAUUACCGAACAGCCCACCGCCGCUUCUUGGCCAAGAGGGCUCUGUGCAUCCGGGUUUUCCAGGAGGUACAAAAGAAGAAGAAGCAAAAAAGGGCCUUAAAAGCAGCAGCAGCAGCCCAGAAACAAGGUCACCAGGGGAACUCAGAGACCCCUUCCAAAUCCUGUCCAGAAGCACUCAAAGAAAACUAAUAAAGUCUGUAAAAAUUCUU
Heterocephalus glaber (naked mole-rat) is the source of this 1043-nucleotide messenger RNA. RefSeq names its product mitochondrial ribosomal protein S15 (gene Mrps15). Gene Ontology annotation, biological process: mitochondrial translation. The record is from RefSeq and is a predicted model, not a curated record. Gene Ontology annotation, cellular component: ribosome; mitochondrial small ribosomal subunit. Lineage: Eukaryota; Metazoa; Chordata; Mammalia; Rodentia; Bathyergidae. Gene Ontology annotation, molecular function: structural constituent of ribosome; RNA binding.